Diatraea saccharalis (sugarcane borer) is the source of this 669-nucleotide messenger RNA. Lineage: Eukaryota; Metazoa; Arthropoda; Insecta; Lepidoptera; Crambidae. The record is from the annotation of a GenBank genome assembly.
AUGCACCGCAAGUCGCUGGAGGCGGCGCAGCACCUGAAGGAGUCCGGCUCCGAGCGCGAGGGCUCAGAGCCGGAGCCCGAGCGGCCCGGCUCCGUCUCGCCGCACCGAGACCCGCACGACCCGCACGACAACCAGGCGCAGAGUUCCCCCGGCAGCAGCACGACGGCGUCCUCGUCGGCGAAGGGGCGCGCGUCCCCCGAGGGCCCGUGCGCGCGCGACGCCUACGACGACCCCGAGGCGUUCCGCAACAACAGCAUCGCCUGCCUGCGCGCCAAGGCGCAGGAGCACCAGGCGCGUCUGCUCUCCAGCAACCUGCUGCUGCAGGCAAAUGAAUCACCGCCGACCUGUGCCGAAUGCUCCCUUUACUUAACGUUUAAAUUCAAAGACAUUUAUUCAAUCUAGGCCGUUCCGAGCACCCGUGGAUGUCGAAAAUUGUAUCGGAUACAUCUGUGGAUCUCUUCUAACAUGAAAUCGUUUGUUCUACAUCAGGUUCGAGGGUUGUCGCGCCCGGAGAGCGGCGAAGAAGAAUGCCCGGCGGACAUCGACGUGGGCACGGAGCGGCCCCCCUCCCCGCCGCGCGCGGCCCCGCCCCCGCACGCGCACGCCCCGCCCCCGCACGCACACGCCCCGCCCCCGCACGCGCACGCGCCGCACCCGCGCCUGUACUGA